ACGGAUACACCAUGCGAUUCGAGUGACUGCAACGAUAAAGGUGUAUGUCUUGGCACCAAAGCAAAUUAUAUCUGUGCUUGUAGUCCUGGCUUCCUUGGACAGCGAUGCGAGCUAGUGCAGGGGUCUGAUCCGAGGCCACAAAUAGCAAACAGUCUGUGCGAUCUCAGUGACUGCAAUAACAGCGGCAUCUGCAUUGGCACAAAAGGGAUGCCUUCUUGUGUAUGCAGUCUCGGAUUCAACGGAAUGCACUGUGAAAUUGGUUCGUAUUUUAUUUCGAUUUCAGCAAAAUAUGCAGUGUUGAAGAACUGGAAACAGUAUGUACUAAUAAGGAAAUUGUUGAACGGUUUUCAAUUGAAAUCGCAACUGAAGACCAUUCGGAUGUAG
This is a messenger RNA of Gongylonema pulchrum, 384 nucleotides long. Lineage: Eukaryota; Metazoa; Nematoda; Chromadorea; Rhabditida; Gongylonematidae. The record is from the annotation of a GenBank genome assembly.